This is a messenger RNA of Lingula anatina, 4288 nucleotides long. RefSeq names its product phospholipid-transporting ATPase VA. NCBI's taxonomy places the organism in Eukaryota, Metazoa, Brachiopoda, Lingulata, Lingulida, Lingulidae. Gene Ontology annotation, molecular function: ATPase-coupled intramembrane lipid carrier activity; ATP hydrolysis activity; ATP binding. The record is from RefSeq and is a predicted model, not a curated record. Gene Ontology annotation, biological process: phospholipid translocation. Gene Ontology annotation, cellular component: plasma membrane.
AUAGCGUGGCUGAAAACAAGACUUAUGUAGAUAAUGACAGCUGAGUCCUUGUGUUCAGCAAAUCGCCUAGACAAUCUUUACAAAGAAUGUGAGUGAACAUGGAAGGCCUGAUAGCACGCUUCAAGACAGGCAACCCAGUCUUUGGAUCUAGGCAAGGGGCUAGGAAAAGAUGUCAGCCAAAAGAUAGAAGACUGAUCAUUCCAAACCAUUUAAUACCCAGCGAUGUCAACCCCAGCGCACAUCCUAACAAGGCGUACGCUAGUAAUCGAAUUAACACCACAAAAUACACCAUCUUGACAUUCCUACCAAAGAACCUAUUUGAACAGUUCCACAGGGUGGCCAACUUAUAUUUUAUUUUUAUAGUUUUAUUAAAUUUUGUGCCUGAAGUCAAUGCAUUUGCCAAGGAGAUUGCCAUGUGCCCAGUGCUGUUUGUGCUAGGAGUGACUGCACUGAAAGACGGAUUUGAAGAUUAUCGCCGUUAUAAAGCAGACAAGGAGGUGAACAAGACCAGUUGUAGGGUGUAUUCCAGAGAUGAGGGUAGAUAUGCACGCUCCAAGUGGUCAAGUAUUAAGGUUGGAGAUGUUGUCCAUUUGUCAUGUAACGAGGUCAUUCCAGCGGACAUCUUGCUGCUCCACUCCAGUGAUGAGCAAGGAAUUUGUCACAUUGAAACUGCCAACAUUGAUGGAGAAAACAAUCUCAAGCAGCGGGAAGUUGUGCGAGAUAUCCUACAAAAGGGUGAAGAGUUCAACCUUACCAAAUUCAGAUGCACAGUAGAGUGUGAACACCCAAAUCCAGAAAUCUAUAAGUUCCAUGGAUCACUUAUUGAGCCCACCAAUGAACACAUCCCCCUCAACAAACACAAUGUGGUACUCAGAGGGUGUGUACUGAGGAAUACAGACUUUGUAGAGGGACUGGUAGUAUAUGCAGGUCAUGAAACCAAAGCCAUGUUGAACAACCGUGGACCUCGUUACAAGCGUAGUCAGCUGGAGCGCCAGAUGAACAAAGAUGUCAUGUGGUGUGUGGUGAUCCUUCUCAUACUUUGUUUCUCUUCUGCCAUUGGGAGUGGUGUGUGGCUGGGCAGUUUUGACAAAGCCAAAAUAAUUUAUGUCCAGUUUAGUGACUUAGACCUCUAUUCUCCUCUAUACCAAGGCUUCAUAGUAUUCUGGACAUAUGUCAUCAUCUACCAGGUAAUGAUUCCUCUUCCAUUAUAUGUAACCAUGGAGAUAGUAAAACUAGGUCAGAGUUAUUUCAUCAACCAAGACAUGGAAAUGUAUGACCCUGAUUCUAACAAACGCAUUGAAUGCCGAGCUCUGAACAUUCCUGAAGAGCUGGGCCAGGUGCAGUACAUCUUUUCCGACAAGACAGGAACCCUGACAGAGAACAAGAUGGUCUUCAAAUGUUGUACUAUAGGAGGGAUUCAUUAUCCACAUACAGAAGAAGAGGACACAAGAGCUGCUCCAUACGACAAUGCCGACCAACCAAGUGCCAAAGUUUCUGACUACUUAAAUUCUAUAAGAGAGCAGCUGAAGAAGCCUAAUACCAUACUGCACCGAGAGGUGUCCAACAUGAGCCUAGAGAGCUUAGACUUUGAGGAUGUUACGGUCUCGACACAAUCACGAAGAAUUCAUGAGUUUUUCCUUUUGAUGGCAAUCUGUAACACGGUGGUGGUAUCAUCACAUGCUCAUGAGGACAAGAUGGAUGAGUCAGGGUUGAUCACAGAUACAUUUGCUGACAGUCAGAUGAACAGAAAGAGAACAGUUGAUAGGUACACACGUUUAGAGGAGCCUACACUGAGUACAAUCACCCCUGGACAAUCUCAACCUACUCAACUCACCUCACAUGACAUGAGUGACAUAGACAAUGAAGGCUCUGAAAGCGGUGCCAGUAUGCUGUCUGAGAACACACUCAAGACCAGAUAUGAAGCAGAAAGUCCAGAUGAACUGGCCUUGGUGAAGGCAGCUUGUACUUACGGCUGUCGUCUGCUGAAUAGAACUUAUGACAGGGCUCUCAUUUGGUUGCCAGGUGAAGGUGAAGUGGAGUUUGAAAUUCUCCAUGUUUUGCCGUUUGACACAGUAAGGAAGAGGAUGUCAGUGAUAGUAAAACACCCUAUCUCCCGCGAGGUGGUGCUCUACUGUAAAGGUGCUGAUAAUACAGUCCUAGAAAACCUGGAUACCAGCAGAAAUGAUGAUGUCAUCUAUAGCCAGUUUGUGAACAACUCCAAGAACUACCUGACCCAGUAUGCCAAGCAGGGGCUGCGGACAUUAGUGAUGGCCAAGAGAGUGCUGAGUCACGCGGAGUACCACGCCUGGCUGGUCAAAUACAGGGAGGCGGAAUGCGCCAUGGCACACAGGGAGAAAAAACUGAUGCAGCUGGCGUUUGAGAUUGAAGUUAAAUUAGAGCUCUUAGGUGCCACUGGUGUAGAAGAUCGUCUGCAAGAAGGCGUUCCUGAGACAAUAGAACAUCUGCAGCAGGCUGGGAUUAAACUAUGGGUACUCACAGGAGACAAAAUGGAAACAGCCUUAAACAUUGCCUUUUCUUGUAAGCUUAUUUCAUUUGACCAGCAACUCAUUACAAUCAAUGCAAAAUCCCAGGAUGUUGUUGAAAGUCUCAUCAAAACAUUACUCAAAGAUUUGACGAGUCAUGGUCCUUUUCAAGAUGGCUGUUCCUCAACUCAUGGUGCCACAUCAGAAACACACAAAACAAAAGCCAAGUCCAAACAUAAACCUUCAGCAGAUGUAGCCCUGGUGAUAGAUGGAAAGUCUCUCAGUUAUGCUAUGCACAAGAGUAUAGUGAAAGAGUUUCUGAAACUCUCUAGUCUAUGUAGCUCUGUACUCAUAUGUAGGGCUACUCCAGGGCAAAAGGCCCAAGUGGUGAGAGUUGUAAGGGAUCAGUUGAACAUGUUGACACUUGCCAUAGGAGAUGGCGCCAAUGAUGUCUCCAUGAUCCAGACAGCCAAUAUCGGGAUUGGAAUCUCAGGACAGGAGGGAAAGCAAGCUGUCAUGGCGUCAGACUUCGCCAUGGCCAAGUUUCGCUUCCUUGAGCGCCUUCUUCUAGUCCAUGGUCACUGGUGCUAUGACCGACUUGCCCGGAUAACUUUACAUAUGUUUUAUAAAAGCACUGUGCUGAUCUUCUUAUUGUUCUGGUACCAGAUGUUCAAUGGAUUCUCAGGGUCUGUCUUGAUAGAUCAGUAUGUCUUCAUUACAGGGCUGAUCUUCUUAUUGUUCUGGUACCAGAUGUUCAAUGGAUUCUCAGGGUCUGUCUUGAUAGAUCAGUACGUACUGAUGCUUUUCAAUGUGGCUUUCACUGCACCACCGCCAUUUGUCAUUGGAAUAUUUGACAGGGACCUGCCGGCUGCCACUCUGCUAGCCAAGCCCAGGUUGUAUAAACAAGGACCUCGUGGUCAAAUGUACAAGCCUUAUUCCUUCUUUAUUCAAAUAUCUGAUGCAGUCUACCAGAGUCUGGCCAUGUUUUUUGUGCCUUACAUGGCCUACCAUGGAAGCAGUGUUGGGAUCUGGGAGUUUGGCUCCACUGUUGCCACCGCUUCUGUGAUCAUUAUUGUCUUCUGUAUGGGCAUAGAGACCAAGUCAUGGGUUCACAGUGAGAGCUUUCCAGGGGACCUUCUAUCCAUCAGCCGUUAUGAAGGCCAGGAUAAAAGAAAACUAUGAAAAAUCCAACGGUCACGGAGUUUAUUUUGCCACAUGGUCGUCAGGCAGCAGCAGCUGUGAAUUCAAAAAGAAUACCAGCAAUAGACACGACACAGCCAUCAAUGACAGCUCCUUGGCUACAUCAGAGGAAAGUAAACUGGGCUAUUUGGGGGAGGAACCUUUACAUGUCUCUGAUGAUGUUGUCAUAUGAACACUGUACGCACAGUUCAUGGUGGCAAAUGUCAUGGUGAUGUUGGAUUGAGAGUGGCCUGCUUCCUUGUGGGGUGCUGCAUUUGUAAGGCUGCUCAUGUAAGGUGGGGGUCUUUAUAAAAUAACAGACAACGAGUGUGGUUUAAUUCAAACAACGUAUGGUGUAGGUUACUGGUCACGUUCAUACAAUUUACUGAAGACAGCUCAGUAGCAAAUGAAGCCAAAUAAAUUGUGACUUUUGGAUAAGCUUAAUAUUACUCAUGCAGAAAAGUGAUAGGCUCUUUACAUGAAGAUAAUAAUAUGCACAGUAGUUGAGAAUUGCCUUGGUGAUAAAUCAUGCCUUCUCUUGUCAAGGAAUGUUUAGUUUAACUUAUUUGUUAUAUUUAUAUCUUUUGUUAUUUUUAUGAUGACAAAUUGCAUUUUUAUAAAACAAA